AUGUACUACAGGAGAAGAAGUGACUCCUUCUUUGAUGCUUUCACUCUAAAUCCUCUACCAUAUCCAGUUCUCUUAAUCUUAGCAGUAAUAUCAAUCUUUCUUGGCCUAUCUUGGUACUUCAGCUAUGAAGAUAUUGUGGAGGCUGCUGAGGAACAAAUGAGUUGGGCCCUCUUGGUUGUACCAUUAGUGCUAAUAGUCAUAGUUCGUUGGCUGUCAUCUAUGGAAAAUCCUGACAUGCUCUUUGUUAUGUCACCGUGGGACAAGCGCCGGAGGACAUACAACCGGCCAUCAGAAGGGAGCUCUCCUUGGGGUGUGGCUGCUGUGAUUGUGUUGCUUCUUGUUUUGGUGCGGUUUCAAUCUACCUUUCUUGAUAGCUGGCUCGUUUGA
Dovyalis caffra is the source of this 387-nucleotide messenger RNA. Lineage: Eukaryota; Viridiplantae; Streptophyta; Magnoliopsida; Malpighiales; Salicaceae. The record is from the annotation of a GenBank genome assembly.